AUGCAAUGUGACAGCCAGCAGAAGCUCAGUCCUCCGCUGAGCUUCUACUCUGACAGCUACAGAACAAACAAGACAGAGGAGGAAACUCUGACCCUCAUUAAAGUGAGGGUCGAGAAUGACGAGCUUUUCACAGGCCGAAGGCACACUGCCAAGAAAGCCUGGGAGGAAGUUCUAAAGGCCCUUUGGCUAUUCGGUUCUGUAAGCCCCACACAGAUCAGCAAAAAGUGGGACAACUUGAAACGAAAAUACAAGGAGUUGAAAUGCCCCCCAACCAGGACAGGGACCGACAGAGGAGAGGCCACAGCAGCCACAUGGCCAUAUUUUACGGCCAUGCAUGAGGCCAUCGGUGGGAGGCCAUCCAUCGACCCUCCCACCCUGAUGGACUCGGCCACUGCUGCUGUUGCUUCUGGCAGUGGCUCAACAUCCACUGAGGCUGUCCAGAGCCAGGCCACAGUGGAGGAUGAGGAGGCCGCCAAGUCUGGCUCGGACAGACAGGAGGAUGUUGAGCCAUCCACCUCUGCCGGUCCCCCGCCCCGAAAAAAAAGAAAACGCAGUUUAUUGCAGUUCCUGGAGGUGGAGGCGGCCAACGAGGGGGACCGCUUCAACCGCCAGCAGGCAGCCAGCGAGGAAACCUCCAAAAGAUUCCUCGACUUAUUUGAAGCGUUAGUUCGAAAAUAAUAGUUUCCGUUCUUUGUUUUUCGUUCGUGGAUUUGUUAUAUUGUUUUGUGUGAAGUUUAUGAAAAUAUUUAAGUUUGGAAUACAAAUUAAGUUUGACGUUAAAUCAGUAGCCUUCUUUACAGUUCGAAAUACAGAACAAAAACCAACACAUGUUUACUGAAAAUAUAGAAGGACAUCUUUAUUUUAUACAAAGCUCAAUAUGUUAUGAUUGUGACAUGACUAAAAGGCCAAUGUUUUUAAACUCAUUGUGCAACCCAAGGUAUACUGAAACUCAUAAUGACCACUUUCAUUUCUGAAUUGUAAAUCUCCUCAAAUAAUUCUGCGCUACCAACCGUGUGUAAAUUAUCCAAAUGCAAUAUCAGGGAUGUUUUAUUAAUAAAUCGAGUCAAGUUACAGCAUGCUCAAGCCCUAUAAGUAGCUACAAUUACUAACACAUGUAUCUUCUUUCUUUUAAAGUUCAGUCAAAGCAUACCAAUAUUUUAUUACUGAACAUGACUCGAUUUCAACACUAAACGUAACACUUUCAGACGAAAUUCUGUGAUGGCCUAUUUCACAUCGCAUACAAUUUGUAAUAAAGACAUGUGUCUGUAAAGUCCUUUGCUCUAAAUAAACGUGAGCAAGGUGACAUUGGAAAUAAGGCUUAUAAAUGGCACAAACAAAAGAACAGAGUAAUGCAUCUGGCCAGUAAAUGCAUUUUUAACCUGUCAACAAAACUAAUGGGUAACAAAAAAACUGGCCAAAAACAUAUAUCCUCUCAGCAGUAAUCGUGGUCCUGCAGCUGGACUGGGUUGUGGUCAGGAGCCGAGAUUUGGUCUGCCAGUCUGUCUCUCCGGCCCUGUCCACCUCGCCCCCCCUCACAGGACGAGGUGGAGACCUCUCUACCCCCUCCUGCUCCUCCUCCUCCAACAGUUCAAGAAUGUCUCCUGCAGUAAGGCAGAUGUUGUGUAGGACACAGCAGGCAGUGACCACAGCAGGGACAAAGUUAUGGUUGACCUCCAAGGCCUUCGACAGGAGGCACCUCCAUCGCACCUUCAGUUUCCCGAAAGCGCGCUCUAUUAUGCUGCGUGCUUUUGCAUGGCAGCCGUUGAAUCGGCUCUGUACCCUCCCCUGUAGUGGCUCCCGAUACGGGGUUACAAUCAUUAUGGGGUGUACAAUGCAGGGGUAGCCACCAUCCCCCACAAUGAAGUACCCUGGAGGAGGAUAAAGAGCCUCUUUAUAGAGGGCACUGUGCUUCAUGACACGGGUGUCGUGGACUGAGCCCGGAAAUCCUACAAAUGUUUGUAGGAAUCUCCCCUUCCCAUCGCAUACAGCCUGCAGCUGUAUGGAUGGGAAGAGCUUCCUAUUCACAUAAUCCUGGCCAGUGGGUCCGGAUGGGGUCCUGAUGCGUAUGUGGCACCCGUCUAUUGCACCCACACAGGAACUGAAUGCCGGGCUGUUGGCCAACUGCUGGAAGCCCUGCCCGACCUCCUCCAGCUCUGGACCAGCAGGCAGCUUGAUGAGGGAAUGCCGGAGAGCAGCGAUGUCCUCCACUCCCUGGUGGACCAGUCUGUGGACCGUUGAGAGGGGUACCUGAAAGGCCCGGGACACCACACUGUAUGACAAACCGUGUGCCAGCCAGUACACGGUCGUCAAGACAGUCAUGUGGUGUCCCCAGGCCUGUCUCCUCUCAGGCCCCAGACACCGCAUCAAGGCCUCCAGGGAGUCUCGGCGGAUCCUGAAGUCCUUCAGCAGGCACCCAUCACCCUCGAAGUACAGUUUAAGCACUGGGACACUGCUGUUCAAACGUUUGUACUGAGAGUGUGGGUGCUGAACCUACAGGAAGAAUAACAUGUACAGAGGUCAAUACCUUUAUCCAGCAAACUAAACUCCUUUAUCCCGCAAUUUAAACUGCACAUAAAUAUUCUGUCAUAAGGAAUAAAGCCAUGGCUAAAUCUGGCACAUUUGAUGGUCUCAAGUGCUCGUGUUAACUAAUGUGCAUGGUCCCUUCUUGAAUAAAUACAACUACAUAAUCCAAAACACAA
This is a messenger RNA of Gymnodraco acuticeps, 2699 nucleotides long. RefSeq lists its product as uncharacterized. NCBI's taxonomy places the organism in Eukaryota, Metazoa, Chordata, Actinopteri, Perciformes, Bathydraconidae. The record is from RefSeq and is a predicted model, not a curated record. The transcript has 4 exons. The coding region runs from base 1 to 678 and encodes 225 amino acids.